AACGACAACGUUAUUCAUUUCCAGAGAAUUGGAUAUCUGUAGAUACAAUUAAAAACUCUUGGACAUCAAUGAAUGAUGUACUUAAACAAAAAGAACGAGUUAUGGAAACAAAAUUGGAUACUAUUCAAGAAAAAGUUAAAGUUGAAGCACAAACUAUUGAUACAAAAACAAAAGAACUUUUAGAAGAUUGGUCAACUAAAAAACCGAUUGGUGGUGAUUUAAAACCUCGUGAUGCUAUUCGUCAAUUAGCUUUAUAUGAAACAAAACUUAAUGAACAAUUAGAAAAACGAACAGUGCUCAAUAAAGCUAAACAAAGUGUUAAAAUGCAAGAAUCAGGUCAAGUUGAUCAUUUUGAAAAACGUAUACGUGCUGAUCUUGCUGAACUUGAAGAAAUUCGUAAUGUUUGGAAAUCUCUUGAAAAUGUUUGUAAUCGAUUAGAAGAAUUGAAAGAUAUACAAUGGCUUACAGUACAACCAAAAAAACUCAAAACUAAUCUUGAAGAAUUACUUACUUCAAUGACAGCAAUGGUUUCAUCUGUUAAAAAUUAUCAUUCAUAUGGUGCAGUUAAAUCGAAUAUAGAAAAUUAUCUUAAAAUGAUACCUUUUAUAAAUGAAUUAAAAUCUGAAGCAUUAAAAGAUCGUCAUUGGAAAGAUAUGGUUAAAAUACUUGAUUUAACAAUGACAUGGAAUAAUAUGGCUGAUUUAACAUUAAGAGAUAUUUGGGAUCAAGUAGAUAAUUUUAAAAAGAAUGAAAAUGUAUUACGUGAUAUAAUGAUAAAUGCUCAAGGUGAAAAAGCUUUAGAAGAAUUUCUAAAACAAAUAAGUGAACAAUGGAAAGUUUAUCAAUUAGAAUUAAUUGAUUAUCAAAAGAAAUGGAAAGUUAUUAAAAGUUGGGAUGAUUUAUUUACAAAAUCAAAAGAAAAUUUAAGUAAUAUAUUAAGUAUGAAAUUAUCUCCAUAUUUUAAAGCAUUCGAAGCAGAAACACUUUCUUGGGAAGAUAAACUUAAUCGUAUUAUAAAUAUAUUUGAUAUUUGGAUUGAUGUUCAACGACGUUGGGUAUAUCUUGAAGGUAUAUUUACUUCAUCAACUGACAUAGCACAAUUAUUACCAAAUGAAUCACAAAAAUUUCAAAGUGUCGCUAAUGAAUUUGUUGGUUUAUUGAAAAAAGUUGAAAAAUCUCCAUUAGUACUUGAUGUUAUUGCAAUACCAAAUGUACAAAAAUUACUUGAACGUUUAGCUGAUUCAUUAACAAAAAUUCAAAAAGCUCUUGGACAAUAUCUUGAACGACAACGUGCAGCUUUCCCACGAUUUUAUUUUAUUGGUGAUGAAGAUUUAUUAGAAAUGAUUGGUAAUUCAAAUAAUUUAUUACGUUUACAAAAACAUUUUAAAAAAAUGUUUGCUGGUGUUAAUUCAUUAAUUAUUAAUGAGGAAGAUCCAACAAUAAUCGAAGGUGUUCAAUCUAAAGAAGGUGAAGAAGUGAAAUUUUUCAAUCAAAUAUCUAUUAAACAACAUCCAAAUAUAAAUGAUUGGUUAUCAAGAGUAGAAAAAGAAAUUAGUUUAACUUUAGCUAAAUUACUUGCACAAUCUAUUCCACAAUUAACUGCAAUACAAAAUAAUUUAACUGAUACACAAAGAUUUAUUAAUUGGCUUGAUCAAUAUCAAGCUCAAUUAGUUGUUCUUGCAUUUCAAGUCUCAUGGUCAGAGAAUAUUGAACGUUUACUUGUAUUUGGAAAGAAUGUUGAUUUACAACCAGCACUUCGACAAAUUGAAUCUACACUUGGUAUGUUAGCUGAUUUAGUUCUUGCUGAUCAACCAACUGUUCGACGACGAAAACUUGAACAUCUUAUUAUUGAACAUGUGCAUAAACGUGAUGUAACUCGAGCAUUAAUAGAUAAGAAAGUUGAUUCAGCAAGUAAUUUUGAAUGGCUUGCACAAAUGCGUUUAUAUUUUGAACCAAGUAAUCAAAAUGUUCUUGAACAACUUAAACUUCGAAUGGCUAAUGCUGAAUUUCAUUAUGGUUUUGAAUAUCUUGGUUUACAAGAUCGUCUUGUUCAAACACCAUCAACUGAUCGAUGUUUCUUAACAAUGACACAAGCUUUACAUGCUAAAUUUGGUGGAUCACCAUUUGGACCUGCUGGAACGGGAAAAACUGAAUCAGUUAAAGCACUUGGAAAUGCUCUUGGUCGUUUUGUACUUGUAUUUAAUUGUGAUGAAGCAUUUGAUUUUCAAGCUAUGGGUCGUAUAUUUGUUGGUUUAUGUCAAGUUGGUGCAUGGGGAUGUUUUGAUGAAUUUAAUCGUUUAGAAGAACGUAUGUUAUCAGCUGUAUCACAACAAAUCCAAACAAUUCAAGAGGCACUUCGUCAACAAUCAUCAGCAAAUAAAAGUACAUUAAAAAUUGAAAUUGUUGGUAAAACUAUUACAGUUAAUUCUAAUAUGGCUAUUUUUAUUACUAUGAAUCCUGGUUAUGCUGGUCGUUCGAAUCUACCUGAUAAUCUUAAAAGUCUAUUUCGUAGUUUAGCUAUGACAGUACCCGAUAAAGUUCUUAUUGCACAAGUUAUGCUUUAUUCUCAAGGUUUUCGUGAUGCAGAAAUUUUAUCCAAAAAAAAUUGUUCCUUUAUUUACAUUAUUAAGUGA
Molecule: messenger RNA, 2633 nt
Organism: Adineta steineri
Lineage: Eukaryota; Metazoa; Rotifera; Eurotatoria; Adinetida; Adinetidae
Source: the annotation of a GenBank genome assembly